GACGCUGAGAGAGGGAGAAGGAGACGCUGAGAGAGAGAGAGAGAGAGAGAGAGAGAGAGAGAGAGAGAAGGAGAAGGAGAAGGAGAGGGAAGGAGGCGCUGAGAGAGAGAAGAGGGAAGGAGACGCUGAGAGAAGGAGAAGGAGACGCGUCAGAGCAGGAUGAUUAGAUGAUAUCUAUCUAGUCAUGAGCUUGGCGGCGGACUCACCGGUGCACUCGUCUAGCAGUGAUGACUUUGCUGCAUUUCUCGAUGCAGAAUUGAAGUCAGCUUCCACUUCUGAGGAGGAGGCAUCGCCGGAUCAAGAUAAUGUCUCCAAUGAUGAUGAUGACAAUGACGAUGAUUAUCUCAAAGAAGCAAGGAUCAAAAGGCGCAAAGUGUGUGAAUCGGAAGUUAUAGACGAGUCUCAGGGAUCAACUUCGGUUGGAGCCAUGCAGGAAGAAUUAGUUACUUCGCAGGCGCCUAUAGAUGAGAUCUGCCCUCAUCCAGGUUUUAUCAGAGAUAUGUGCAUACGUUGUGGGAAGCUGAAAGAUGAUUACGCCGGGGUUGCAUUUGGAUACAUUCAUAAGGAUUUGAAGCUUGGUGCUGAAGAAAUUGCUCGAUUACGUGGAGCAGACUUAAAGAACUUGUUACGGGAUCGUAAGCUUUACUUGGUCUUAGAUUUGGACCAUACGCUACUUAACUCAACCCGCCUUAUUGACACCUUACCUGAAGAGAAUUAUUUAAUCAAUCAAGCAGAUCCUGUGGAAGAUGGUUUGAGAAACAGCAUAUUCAAAUUGGAUCAUAUGCAUAUGCUGACAAAGCUAAGGCCAUAUGUUCACACCUUCCUGAAAGAAGCAAGUAGCAUGUUCGAGAUGUACGUAUACACCAUGGCAGAGCGAUCUUAUGCUCUGGAAAUGGCCAAGCUGCUUGACCCUGGACACAUGUAUUUUAGCUCCAGAAUAAUUUCACAAGCUGAUUGCACUACAAGACACCAAAAAGGCCUUGAUGUAGUUCUGGGGGCUGAAAGUGCAGUGGUGAUCCUUGAUGAUACAGAGAUUGUAUGGCAGAAGCACAAAGAGAACCUGAUUCUGAUGGAAAGAUAUCAUUUCUUCGCCUCGAGCUCCCGCCAAUUUGGCUUCAAUGGUAGGUCCUUGUCAGAGCUGAGGAGGGAUGAAAGCGAGGCUGAUGGUGUGCUUGCGGCAGUUCUUAAAGUUCUCAAGCGUGUCCACCAAAUGUUUUUUGAUCCGGAUGAUGGUAUGGAUGUCUCAAGCAGAGAUGUGAGAAAGCUGCUGAGCAUGGUAAGGAGGGAAAUCUUCAGCGGGUGUAAAUUAGUUUUCAGCCGUGUAUUCCCAACCAAGUUCCAGGCGGAGAAUCACCAGCUUUGGAAGAUGGCAGAGCAGUUGGGUGCCACAUGUUCAACGGAGCUCGAGCCAUCUGUAACGCACGUGGUCGCAACGGACAGUGGAACAGAAAAGGCACGAUGGGCAGUGCAGCAAGGGAAGUUCCUUGUUCAUCCGCGGUGGAUUGAGGCAGCCCAUUACCUAUGGCAACGGCAACCAGAAGAGGGUUACCCAGUCGAAAGUCAACCGAAAGUAAAAAACUUACCUUAACAGCCUCACACAAUCAUGGAAAUUGAUAUCCGUAUGUAGCAUUGAUUGGCACUGUCAGUAGAAUGGUGGCCAUUGAGUAGGAUGAUUUGAUUCUUGUUUUGCCACUAAUAUUUGUAUCAUCUCAACGGUGCUAAUAGUUCAAUUCCUUGUGUUCCUUUUA
Molecule: messenger RNA, 1748 nt
Organism: Magnolia sinica
Lineage: Eukaryota; Viridiplantae; Streptophyta; Magnoliopsida; Magnoliales; Magnoliaceae
Product: RNA polymerase II C-terminal domain phosphatase-like 4
Exons: 9
Coding region: 185-1588 (467 amino acids)
Cellular component (GO): nucleus
Molecular function (GO): RNA polymerase II CTD heptapeptide repeat phosphatase activity
Source: RefSeq, a predicted model, not a curated record